UGGAGUGUUGGAGCAGGACCAGGGAGGGAGAGCUGAGUUCAAAUCCCCAUUCAGACAUGAAAUUCACUGAGUGACUUUGGGGUAGUCACGCCUCUCUCAGCCUAACCUACUUCACAGGGUUGUUGUGAGGAGAAACAUAACCAUGUUCUGGGCUCCUUGGAGGAAGUGUGGGAUAUAAAUGUAAAAAUAAAAUAAAUAUAGAAGUUCUCUAUAUCUUACCCUUCCUGCUUCUCACCAUCCCCUUCAAGUUGCCGGAGGGCAGGUUGCUGAGACAGACACCCCUCUCCGUCCGGCCCCAGCCCUUGCUGAAACCUCAGCUGACUGCUGCCUUCCUUCAAUAUUUAAUUUUAAAUAUCCUGACAGGAAGGCGCUCACAAGUGAUGGUCCAGAUCCAAGCUAGCAUGAGGUGGGCUCACUGCACGGGAGACUUCCCCAGUGUGCAGCUGUUGCACCCUUAGACUUGCUGGAGUAAUGAGGUUUUAACCAGCUUCCUGAAGGCUAUAAGUGAAAUGGGCCUAUUGCAUCUCGUCACAGAGGAGUAUCAAGAAGCUGCUACCAUCUUGCAGAGACCACUGGGACUGAGUUUCAUGUAGCUGGACUAUUCAGACGUUUGCAGUCUGAAAGCAUGUCGACCUCCUGUACCGUUCGUGUCCGUGGAUUCCCCACUGACUUGCCACCAGAGCGGGUGACUGACAAGCUUACAAUCCAUUUCCUGCGGGCACGCAAUGGUGGAGGAGAGAUCGUCAACAUUGAAUUUGCACCUGACUCCCCGGACUGUGCCGUGGUCACUUUUGAGGAUGCAGCAGUGACUCAGCAGGUACUGAUGGCUGAAAAACAUGUCUUGUCUGUCAAUGGGAAAAACUACCCUUUGGAAGUGACCACAUAUCCAACUGAACUGAACCCCAAUGAGGUCUUUGUGCAUGUCUACAUGAAGAUUGACUAUGGGUGCUUCCCCGGUGGGAAGGAUAUCCUGUGCGAUCUCCGCAAGCAAUAUGGCAGCAUACAGUUCAACUUUAACUCCCAAGCAGCGACCUGCUCUGUCAAAGGGCCCUUCACGGAGUUGGAGGCCUUCAGCUCAGAGUUGCUGAGAUGCCUCAGGGGCAAGCAAAGGAUAAGCAAUUCCACAGUACAGAGCGGGAGAUCUGCAAACAAGGUUGCAGGAAGUAGAGUGCUGGAGAUGCAGGAAGAGAAGGAGAAGAAGAAUGGGAAGGGUGUCGCUGGGAGUGCAUUACCACAUAGAAACCCCACGGAGAGCAACACAGAGCCUCUGGAGGACUUCUCCCUCGUGAUAGACUCUGACAUUUAUCUUUAUAUGCAGACAUUCUGCAGGAAGGAGCUUAGCAACAUUUUGCAGCGUCACCAAGUAGAUGUGGUGGAUGUCAAUAAUGAUGGUGUCACCACCCUCUAUCUGCAAGCGGCAUCUGUUGAGGCUGGGGGGGUGAGUGCCCUCGUUGCUGCUCACCUGGCAGUCUCUCAGCUCUCCCAGCAACUUGAGAUCACUCUGCGGAAAGAGAAGAUCAGCAAGAGAGACUUGGGGGCUGGUGGCGGCAAAGGGCUUCCCGCGGAGCUUCAGGACCUCUGCCCACUGCUCUUGUGUCUUGAGGAUGAAGGGCAUUUCUAUCUCAUUGGGAAUUUGGUUGAAGUUUCCCGAGCUAAACAAUACAUCCAAGAUGUCAUUGCUGCAAGGGGUAUGGUGCAGGAUCCUCAGAAAGCUGAUGACCCACACGCUGCAGGGUUGGCGCUAAUCCAGGGUAGGAGUCCUGUGCCAGCCCAGCCCAAGUCCCCUGAAGAAUCUGUGCCAAGGAAACUGAGCUCACCAAGAUCCAAUGGCAAAUCUGAAUGCAAACUGGCUGCCAAAUUCAGCUCCAGGGCCUCCUGUUCAUAUUUGCCAAAUCAGGGUACCCUAUUGGAAGGGCAGCUUUCUCAAGACUUGUCUCAUACUGCUGAUUCCCAGACUCCAGAUAGCCAACCUUUACCACAGGUUAUGGCUGCUGCUCCCAGAUCAGAGAGCCAGAUUAGGCAAUCCGCCAAGUUGGGGAGCGCACCACCUGGGAUGAAAGUAGAGCCCUCACAGCGCAUCUCCAGGGGCACUAUGUUGGGUACUGAGGGCCGGACCAGCAUUGGUUUCACUCAGACUGCACCCCUGCAUGUAGCCUCCAGCACCCUCAGGUCCUUGAACCUGUUUGACACCACAGGCGCUGUAGACCUGAAGGCUCCAGAAACCAGACCCCUCCUCAGAAGGUCCAACAGCUCCUUGUUGCUAAAGCAUCAGACCAGCAGUGAGCCCAAGGCUGAGCCAUCAUGGCCGUCAGCCAGGGUCAGUGAGCACCAUUUACAGCAGAAGGAUCUCCGCCAUACUUUGCAGGAGGAGAUGGGCAAGGGAGGGAUGACACGGAUGGCGGGAGACUUCAGAGUGGAAUCCUGGGUUACUGAACAAGGACUCUCCAGCCCCACUUCACUGCCAGUCCAAAGGAAUGAUGGGGAUUGGAUGGGGCCUUCCGCCAUGCAGAAGGUGGAGGCUCUUGCAGCACAUCCUGAUUACAUCUGUGGGAGCUUCAGCUACUCUGAGCUGGCCAUGGAGGGACCUGAUGAUGAAGCCCUGGCUCAUCUGUGCAGCUACCUAAGGGAGUGCCAUGACCAGGUUCUCAUCAACCGAGACAGGUACAAGCUGGAGCUUGCUUACCCACGCGAGGUGAAGUUGCAGGUUGUGGAAGCGUUCCGCUUCUUCUCUGCCCAGAGGGUGGCUGCCUUGAGUGAGCAGCGCCUUUCUCAUGGUUCACAGCAAGGGAGUCAUCAGGAUGAGCUUUCCAGCCCAGCAAUCCAGAGGAGCCCCCCGAAGGAGAGCAGCAGAGCCAGCCUGCUAGAGAAUCCACCUCACCUAAGCAGCCUUGCUGGAGAGAGACCAUCUUCCCAGCACCAGAGAUUCCUAGAUCUCAAUGGUUUCCAGCCCACAGUAGCACAGACUUUGCCGAGUGAUCAGAGAGCGUGGCCAAGCAAGACCCUGGACAAGGUCCCAGAUGCCAUCAAGCAGGGCCGUCCGGGGAAGUCAGCUAUCGAGGUCAAGCGGGGAUUGCCAGACAAGUUCCAUUUUGGAAGAGACCGGGGCAAAGAGAGGUGUGGCCGUGAAGCAGAGUGGGGUCCCUCAUCCCUGCCUCUUCUGCCCUUGAGCUUUUCUGCCCCCGUGUCACUGCAGGCAAUAGGCAAGCGCUCCCCCCCAGCUGGAGAAGGCGAGGCCUCCGAUUUGGACCGAAGAGCUGCCAGCCCAGGGAGGGAGCCCCCCACUGGCGAAUGUGAGCUGUGCCGUAGCACCCAGGCUGCCACAUCCCGUUCCCCCUGUGGCCACGCCCUUUGCGAGGCGUGCUUCUCAGUAGGCGGUGUUCCCCCACCCUGCUGCCGUGCCUCCCCUGCUGCCAUCCCUGGAAGCUUCACAGCUACAACCAUUUCACAGAGCCUCCCUGGGUACUUCCGAGAUCCGACCCUCAAAAUAACCUACAACAUUCCCAGCGGUGUACAGCAGGCUCGAGAUCCUCACCCAGGACAUCCGUACCGAGGAGGCUACUUUGAGGCCUUUCUCCCCGACAACCCAGAGGGGCAGCGGUUGAUGGUGCUCCUGCGUAAGGCGUUUGAGCGUGGUCUGACAUUCCAAAUCCAAACCUGUGGCUCAGAAGAGAGGGUGGCCUGGGGGCUGAUCCCCCACAAGACCUCCAUGGAGGGAGGCAAAAGCAGAAAUGGUUACCCAGAUGCCCAGUAUCUCCAGCAUGUCCGCCUGAAGCUGAAAGAGUUGAAGAUUGAAUGAAGAUAGACCCUCUCCACCCCAAGCACUUUGGGAACCUUUGACAGCCAACUACCAUCAUCCCUGCUUGGUACCAGAAGAGUUUGAAGAUUCCUUUUUUCUUCUGGGAUAAACUAAAGACAUCCUCUAGUUUGGCAUGUGCCUCUCUCAAACUCCUGCUUUGGCAGAUUUAGAGUUCUAAUGGACCCUCUCCAGUUCCAACCAUUAGCACGUACCCUGCUGCUGCCGCUGCCGCCACCACACCAUAUCACCACUACUUCUGCUUCUUUCUUCAGCUUCUUGCUGUAUUAAGGAGCACCUGCUGCAGGCACUGUGACCAACCUUGCAAAAACCUCCCUCCCUGGGAACGGUUUGCAUGGAAAACAAUCUUGCUGAGAUAGAGACACUGAUUUUAGCAUGAAGGCUCUUUUACAGAAACAACAUGCUAAAUUGGGAAGUCACAUGAGGGAACUGUACCACUUGAAUUUUUUAGUCUUUGGUGGCAUCUUGGGCCUCUUCAGUUACUUAGACAUUGCCAACUCCUCUGAGACUUUAAAAAAUCCCCUUUUUAAAAAAUCCACAUCUGGGCCUGCUUUGAGCAGGGUGCUGAAGUGAAGGAUACAGAUGUGAGCAGGUAUCACACAAAAGGGGGAAAUAAUUUCUUUCCUCUACAGUUUGGCACAUGAUUUCCCCUUGCAGAUGUUAUCUUGCACACAUAAAAAACAGAUACACAAAUCAGGCCUGAGGCUCACUCGGACUAAAGCUGAUACAGAAGCGAUUGAGGAAGGAGUCUCCCAGCCUUUCACAUGUGGGGGCUUCUAGGCUUGGGGCAGAAAUAGACAUCCUCAGGGAGACAGGCAGACAGUUGGAAACAGCCUUUGCCCUCUUCUCUCCACACUCAUGCUUGGUCUUGCAGCCUGUGCAGUUGGAAGAGUUGCAAAUAAACUUGCACUGGUUACUUUGCA
This is a messenger RNA of Hemicordylus capensis (graceful crag lizard), 4737 nucleotides long. RefSeq lists its product as uncharacterized. The coding region runs from base 626 to 3796 and encodes 1056 amino acids. The transcript has 8 exons. Lineage: Eukaryota; Metazoa; Chordata; Lepidosauria; Squamata; Cordylidae. The record is from RefSeq and is a predicted model, not a curated record. Gene Ontology annotation, biological process: Notch signaling pathway; protein ubiquitination.